Cinara cedri is the source of this 1245-nucleotide messenger RNA. The record is from the annotation of a GenBank genome assembly. NCBI's taxonomy places the organism in Eukaryota, Metazoa, Arthropoda, Insecta, Hemiptera, Aphididae.
AUGAAAAAAAGAGUUGUCAUUACGGGUAUGGGUGUUAUUUGUCCUGCUGGGACUAAUAAAAGCAUGUCUUGGAAUAAUGUACUAUCGGGAAAAUCGUUUGUUCAAAAAUUAGACAGCAAUCUUUACAAGAACAUUCCUUCUAAAAUCGCUGCAACAUUGGAUGGACUGGAUUUACACGAAACUAUACCCAAAAGUAAAGUACGUACAAUGGCUCCUUCUACUCGUCUAGCUCUUUUAGCUACCCAUGAAGCAGUAGAAGAUUCUAAAAUAUUUUUAUCACCAGUUAAUAAAGAAGCCAUUGGAGUCAGCGUAGGAGUUGGAAUGAUAGAUUUGGAAGAUGUGUGUCAAACGGCUAAAGCUUUAGAAUCUAGUUACAGUAAAGUCAGUCCAUACUUUGUACCGCGUAUUUUACUAAACAUGGCUGCUGGUCAAAUAAGUAUGGCAUAUGGUAUACAAGGACCCAAUCAUGCAGUUUCUACCGCCUGUGCAACUGGAGCUCAUGCAAUCGGUGAUGGUUUUCGUUUUAUACAGUAUGGUCAAGCAAAAGCAAUGAUUUGUGGUGCUGCUGAAUCAUGUAUAAGCCCUUUGUCAAUGGCUUCUUUUUGUAAAUUACGUGCACUAUCCACUCAAAAUGAAAUGCCGGAACUAGCAUCAAGACCAUUUGACAUGAAACGAGAUGGUUUUGUUAUGGGUGAAGGAUCUGCUAUGUUAAUACUGGAAGAAUUAGAACAUGCACUCAAUAGAAAUGCUCGUAUUUAUGGGGAAAUUUUGGGUUAUGGCCUGUCUGGUGAUGCUGCACAUUUAACAGCACCCUCAGAAAAUGGUCAAGGAGCUUUUCUAGCUAUGAAUAGAGCUAUUAUGGAUGCAAAUAUUAACAAAACUCAAAUAACCUACAUAAAUGCACAUGCUACUUCGACUCCAGUAGGAGAUGCCAUUGAAUUAAUAGCAAUUAAAAGACUUUUUGAGAAGCAUUGUAUUAAUAUACAUGUUUCAUCUACAAAAGGUGCACAUGGUCAUUUAUUAGGAUCUGCAGGAAAUUUAGAGAGUAUUUUUACUAUUCUUGCGUCUUACGAGGGAAUCAUCCCACCAACAGCAAAUUUAAAUAAUAUUUGUAAAGAAGCUGAAAAUCUAAUUUGUGUUUCUAAAAGUCCAAUGGAAUGGAAACAAAAAAAAAGAAUAGCAAUAAAAAAUGCAUUUGGUUUUGGAGGUACAAAUGCAAGUCUUUGUUUCUCUAAUUAUGUAUAA